CCACGCAAAGAAAAGGCUAAACAAAAUAUCGGAACGUUGGUGCUGCCGAUUAUAUACUAAUACCAUCAUCUCUUACAUAAAUUUUACUACUAAUAAGCGUUGCACAUAUCAUUCUUCCCCAAAUUCCCCUUUCCUCUCUUUCUCUUCAACACUGAAACAAAAAACAAAACAAACCCGUCUUUCACCAAAUCCCUGCCAAAGAGGCAAAAACACAAACAGAUGGGGUGCACUGUAAGAGAAAAACAUAGGUCUACCCGGAGGACCCGAUCGGUGAAACCCGAUACCGAUCAUCCUUGUUGUGUUAUUGAUAAAGACUCAGUGUCUAAAUCCAUACUUGAAUCGGGUCUCAAGUCGUUGAGUUACCAUCUGAGUCUAAACGAUUCAACCCAAAGCCCUAAUCCUAAUCAUAAUACUAGCAAUACCAAUUUUGACGAUCAUGGUUUGGGGUAUUGUACUGAGGAACAAUUAGAGGAAUUUUUAUUGAAAAACCUGGAAUUUUUAUAUAAUGAAGCUAUAUCUAAGCUUGUAUCGUUAGGUUAUGAUGAGGAUGUUGCUUUAAAGGCGAUUUUGAGAAAUGGGCAUUGUUAUGGUGGAAUGGAUGUGUUGACUAAUAUAUUGCAUAAUUCAUUGGCUUAUUUGAAUAGUAGUUGUGGUAGUAGUAAGGGGAGUAAUUCGGAGGAAGCUGAGCUCGGGUUUCCAGAUAUAAGGCAAUUGCAGGAGUAUUCGCUUGCCGGUAUGGUUUGUUUGUUGCAACAAGUUAGGCCACAUUUAAGUAAAGGUGAUGCUAUGUGGUGUUUACUUAUGAGUGAUCUUCAUGUUGGUAAGGCUAGUACUAUGGAAAUUCCGUCACUUCCUUCACCAGCGAAUGGGUGUAGUCUGGUUUCGACCAACAUGGAUAGCAUUGGUAAUAAUGGGGUUAGUGUUGUGUCACCGGCGUUAUGUAGGUUUCAUGGUGGUUGGGGGUUUGGGAACGGAGGGGCAGAGUUCCCAGUAAAUGGGUUCUUUUCCAAUGGCAUGGAAAUGACUUUGCAAAGGGAAAUUGAGUGUCCCGAGAGGUUUAAUCUUUCACCUUCGAUGAAGUCUUUGUUGAAAAGGAAUGUUGCAAUGUUUGCUGCUAGUUUUAGGGCUAACUCAAAACAAUUGCAAGCACAAAAUCAUGCAUUGCCUAGUGGGGAUGCCCCUUUGGCUGUCGCUGGGGGUGAAGUUCCAGCUGAGAAAGCUGAAGAAUCACAAAAUUUGAAGAGCCAAGAUGGGGUUAAUUCGGUAUUGAGUAAAUUUCGUGAUUUGAAUAUCGAUGAGAAUUGGGAACAUGUUGGGGAAGAUAAAAAAGGCGAAAUGAUAAUUUCUUUGCUUCAUCAGAUUAAGGAUCUCGAGAAGCAAGUGAAAGAGAGGAAGGAAUGGGCUCACCAGAAAGCAAUGCAGGCUGCAAGAAAGCUUAGUAGUGAUCUUACAGAGCUUAAAAUGCUGAGAAUGGAGAGGGAGGAGAUGAUGCAGAUGAAGAAAGGGAAACACACAAUAGAGGACUCGACCAUGAAGAGACUUUCAGAGAUGGAGAAUGCUUUGAAGAAAGCUAGUGGACAGGUGGACCGGGCAAAUGCCGCUGUGAGACGGCUUGAGACAGAGAAUGCGGAAAUCAGAGCUGAGAUGGAAGCUUCAAAAUUAAGUGCAUCUGAAUCAGUCACAACCUGUCUCGAGGUUGCAAAAAGGGAGAGAAAAUGCCUGAAGAAGCUUUUAGCUUGGGAGAAACAGAAAACUAAGUUGCAGGAAGAGAUUGCUGAUGAAAAGGAGAAGAUUAAAGAACUGCAACGAUGCUUAGCUCGAGUAGAGCAAGAUCAGAAAGAAACCGAGUCAAAGUGGAAAGAGGAGCUAAAGGCCAAAGAACUAGCCUUAGCUCAAUUAGAGCAAGAACGACGCUCCAAAGAAGCAGCUGAAGCAAGCAAUAAAAGAAAGCUUGAGGCUUUACGUUUGAAGAUAGAGAUAGACUUUCAGCGCCAUAAAGACGAUCAUCAACGACUCGAGCAAGAGCUUUCCCGUCUGAAACAAUCAACUGACUUAAAUCAUCAAUCAGAUAAUUUACUCACAGGAAAAUCAGAGGGAGCAAAACCGCAAGGAGAAACAAUCGCUAGGUUACUUCACGAAUUAGAUAAACAACAAGAUUCUUCCGAGAACAAUGUCAAUGGUGAUAGAGAAUGCAUAAUAUGUUCAAAAGAUGAAGUCUCUGUUGUUUUCCUUCCUUGUGCACAUCAGGUUCUAUGUGCUAAUUGCAACGAUGGUUACGGGAAGAAAGGCAAAGCUACUUGUCCUUGUUGCCGAGUGCCGAUUGAACAAAGAAUUCGGGUUUUUGGUGCUACUUCAUAGUUGCAGUUUGAUUUAAAGAAAAAAAAACACUAUGCUGCAAACUUUCAGCAUUAGUAUUUAUGCAGUUUUCUUCAUCUAAGCAAACCAGCUAGACUGCUGCUGGCUUUUUUACAUGUAUACUUGCCUUAAAAACUAAACAUUGCCAUUGGUAAUUCCAACGGUAUGUAUUUAAAUAAAAUAUCAAUCUUCUCUUA
Molecule: messenger RNA, 2552 nt
Organism: Gossypium raimondii (Peruvian cotton)
Lineage: Eukaryota; Viridiplantae; Streptophyta; Magnoliopsida; Malvales; Malvaceae
Product: MND1-interacting protein 1
Exons: 3
Coding region: 220-2358 (712 amino acids)
Source: RefSeq, a predicted model, not a curated record